AUGAAGCUUGAUUUACUUUUUCUCACAGCUUCUCUCGGAGUAUCUACUAUCCAUGGAAAAGCUAUUCAACAGAAAGAGCCUGCUUGCAGAAAGACGAAAGUCGCAAUACUAGGUGCAGGCGUUGCUGGGAUUACGGCUGCGCAAACACUUGCAAACCGAUCGAUGACGGAUUUCGUCAUUGUUGAAUACCAAGGUAGAAUCGGCGGGCGUCUGCAUGAUGUCAAGUUUGGGAAAAAGAAAGAUGGAUCCCCCUAUACUGUUGAGGCCGGUGCAAACUGGGUCGAAGGGCUUGGAGGGACAUCAGGUCAUCCGGAAAACCCAAUAUACACAUUGGCCAAGAAAUAUAAGAUCCAAGCUCUGGUGACGGACUAUGAUAGUAAAACGACAUAUGAUAAGACCGGCAGGAAUGAUUUUUCCAAAAUAAUAGCAAAUGCUGCAUCUGCUAUGGACAAGGUGGUUGCUCAUGCUGGAUCGUUGUUAAAGAAUAACAUCCAGGACAAAACAGUUCGUGCGGCUCUUCGAUUUAUGGGCUGGAAUCCGGCCCCGAAUAAUGCACAUGCGCAGUUUGCAGACUGGUUUAGCAGCGACUUCGAAUCCAGCUUCAGCCCGGAGGAAAAUUCUGCGAUAUUCUCCUCCGUUGCCGAUAAUGCUACUUUCGCUCAUUUUUCGGAUGACAAUCUUUUCGUCUACGAUCAACGAGGCUACAGUGCUUUUAUUAGGGGCGAGGCUGCCACAUUUCUUGAGCCCAAUGACCACAGACUGCUCCUGAAUACUGUCGUUAAGCUUGUUAAUUACACGGACGAUGGUGUAACUGUUGUGACAGACAACGGUGGCUGUAUCCAAGCUGAUUAUGCAGUUUCAACUUUUUCUCUGGGGGUGUUGCAGCGUGAUGUGGUACAAUUCUAUCCUCCGUUUCCUAGCUGGAAAAAGUCUGCCAUUUCAAGUUUUGAAGUAGGAACAUAUACCAAGAUAUUCCUUCAGUUCGACAAAGCAUUCUGGCCAAACAGUCAGUAUCUUAUGUACGCGGAUCCUCAUGAGAGGGGUUAUUACCCUCUUUUUCAGCCGCUGGACCUCCCAGGUGCUCUACAAGGCUCCGGGAUCCUUGUGGGAACGGUUGUGGGUAAGCAGGCACGCAAAGUAGAGGCUCAAACAGACCAGGAGACCAAGACCGAGAUUAUGAAAGUGCUUCGAACGAUGUUUGGAAAGAAUAUUCCAGACGCAACUGCUAUUUGGUAUCCACGGUGGAACCAGGAACCUUGGGCCUACGGUUCUUACUCAAACUGGCCUCCGUCAACAAGUCUUCAGGCACACCAAAAUCUCCGAGCAAACGUUGGCCGGCUCUUUUUUGCUGGUGAAGCGACAAGCCAGGAGUUUUAUGGAUACUUGCACGGUGCUUUGUAUGAGGGACGUGCGGUAGGAGAGAUGCUGGCCACUUGCAUUGGUGGUCCGAAGCAGUGUACGGAUGAGAAUGGACAGCCACGGUACCCAGUACUGACUGGAGUCACUCCGUUUGAUUUGUACAACAAGGAGAAUGGAUGGUUCGUAGACACUAUGGUUUAG
This is a messenger RNA of Nannizzia gypsea CBS 118893, 1560 nucleotides long. RefSeq names its product polyamine oxidase. NCBI's taxonomy places the organism in Eukaryota, Fungi, Ascomycota, Eurotiomycetes, Onygenales, Arthrodermataceae. The transcript has 8 exons. The record is from RefSeq and is a predicted model, not a curated record. Bases 1 to 1560 code for a protein of 519 amino acids. Gene Ontology annotation, molecular function: oxidoreductase activity.